CCAUCGCUACCUGCAGCUCAGCCUGACACUGACGAGAGGAGAGGACGCAGCGAGUUGCAAGUGUGGACGCUGGCCGGAUGGUUAAAUCCAACCUACAGACGAUUUUGAAUAGUCAUUGUUUUGUUAGAGAAAAAGAGAGAAACUUAACCGAGAUGCCUGUUAUCGAGAAAUCCAGUAAUAAACCCGAGAGUGAGAGCAUUUCCAGUCCCAGGAGGUGCUCCCGCUGUUGCAGUAACCCGUGUCCGGGGCCUCUGUGGUGUUCCGAUGCCCCUCUCCCACCCCUGAAGAUCCCAGGUGGGCGAGGGAAUGACCAGCGGGAUCACAAUCUUUCAGCUAAGCUAUUCUAUUCUGAUUCUCAGUUGCUGGUUCUUGAGGAGCCGCCUCCUGCUAAUGGCAGAGUGCGCUUUCUGCUCUUUGAGCCCCGCUGCUCUGAAUACAAACAUUGUGUGUGGAGGGCGGCGCUGAAAGGGAGGAACCUUUAUGUUGAAAUUCCCCCUGGAACUUUGCCUGAGGGCAGCAAAGACAGUUUUGCUCUUCUCUUGGAACAUGCUGAAGAGCAGCUGCAGGUUGAUCACGUCUUCAUCUGUUUUCACAAGAAUCGUGACGAUAGAGCGUCCCUGCUGCGUACGUUCAGUUUCCUGGGCUUUGAGAUUGUGAGACCGGGUCAUCCCCUUAUUCCCUCCCGCCCCGAUGCUUUCUUCAUGGCUUACAGCAUUGAGCGAGACUCCUCUGAUGAUGAUUAAAUGACGCAGAGCAGUUACAAAUGUCCUUUUUAUCCAUCCUCAAAUCUCUAUAAUUUCUUGGAAAUUAAUGCAUUAUCAAAGUUCAGUGUGUACGAAGUUUCCCAUCAGAGGUUCCUUUGUGUUUGUUACCUUUACCUACCAUGUGCUGUGUUUUAAUUAUAUUUGCACUAGGGUAAGAUGUUGAUAUACCGGGAAUGUAAAGCAAGUGCCCACACAUAACCUGGGCAGUGUUAUCCACAGUUACUCUCCAUGUGUAGUGCUGACUACCUAUAAAUCCCCUAAUCCAGUCAUCUUCACGUUGUAAUAUUUAUAACAUUGAAUUGAUUUGAUCUUACUCAUGUAAGUAGGUAUGUUUUCAUAGUAAUGAUCAUUUGAUUCUCCUGUUUAUAUAGAUUUUUUUUUUUUUAAAUGUGUGCAUGAAAUUCAUUUUGUUUCCUUAAUUCACUUGAUAGAAAUCUGCAUGUUGUAACUGUACUGAAUAAAAGUGCUUAUCUGAGA
This is a messenger RNA of Betta splendens (Siamese fighting fish), 1241 nucleotides long. It is a transcript of the gene oaz1a, whose product is annotated as ornithine decarboxylase antizyme 1a. Gene Ontology annotation, molecular function: ornithine decarboxylase inhibitor activity. Gene Ontology annotation, cellular component: nucleus; cytoplasm. The record is from RefSeq and is a predicted model, not a curated record. Lineage: Eukaryota; Metazoa; Chordata; Actinopteri; Anabantiformes; Osphronemidae. Gene Ontology annotation, biological process: positive regulation of protein catabolic process.